CUGCUUACCCUCACUCUCACUGGCCAGUUUCUCUCUCCUGUUCUGAAGAUAUUAGAACCUACUUCUUCAGGGUCCCAACCUCUCUAGAACCUUCCUGGGACUCUAGCACCAAAUUGAGACAACUGACUUUAGUCUUGUGGACAACGCCAGGAUCCUCAGCCUUUCCUUCAGGAGACAGUUGUUGUAGCACUCCUCGGACCACACCUCCUCCAAAGCCCAGAGAUGCCAAAGGAGCAGCAAGAGGUGGUUGUACUGGGGGGACCCCACAUCUCAACUUCCGCGACAACAACCACAAUCAACAUGCCUGCUGAGAUCUCCACACCUGACCAUGUGGUCUGGUCCCUGUUCAAUACACUCUUCAUGAACUUCUGCUGCCUGGGUUUCAUUGCGUAUGCCUACUCUGUGAAGUCUAGGGACAGGAAGAUGGUGGGUGAUGUGACCGGGGCCCAGGCCUUUGCCUCCACCGCCAAGUGCCUGAACAUCAGUGCCCUGGUCUUCAGUGUCCUUAUGGCCACCAUCUUCAUCAUUAUCUACGCCACUAAAAAAUAGCCAUCUUGCAGCAUCUCACAGUAGAUAACAGAUUCUGGGGCCUUCUAGGCUUAUAUGUGUUCCACUGUCUAUAGCUGUCCGGAAGCCUAGUCUUGGUCCUGACCAUUUACCCCAUACAUAUGCAAAUGUUACACUCACGUAUCUGUCCACAGUGGAUUCAAUAAAGAGCACGUGCUGUGACUUUCUGUCCCUGGA
Grammomys surdaster is the source of this 744-nucleotide messenger RNA. RefSeq names its product interferon-induced transmembrane protein 1-like. Gene Ontology annotation, biological process: defense response to virus; negative regulation of viral genome replication; host-mediated suppression of symbiont invasion. Bases 223 to 549 code for a protein of 108 amino acids. The record is from RefSeq and is a predicted model, not a curated record. The transcript has 3 exons. Gene Ontology annotation, cellular component: plasma membrane. NCBI's taxonomy places the organism in Eukaryota, Metazoa, Chordata, Mammalia, Rodentia, Muridae.